CCGACUUCUCCAUUGCGCCCAACGAGCAAAAAACGAACAUCGCCCGAUCGAGUCUGGCUCAGUUCGGCAUUGCCAGCACUUCAUUGUCUCUGCAUUCGCCACCACGCUGAAGGCAGGGCCCCGCGGCAGCCUCGUCAGGGCCAUGGCGAUGAUGAACGCGGAACUCAAGCCGCGGUCAUCUCUGAUCUUCUCCUCGUCUCCGUCCCAAUCUCAUGCAACGCCUCUUCCGCACUUCGGCCCCCGUCUGGGCGAGGUUAACGUGCAGCGUCAAGAGGGUGCGGCGCGGAUUGCGAUCAAGACGCCGGGCAUGAUGACGGCCACAUCGCGCGGGGUUGUACCGCACCUCUCGCGCGAUCACGUCCGGCUUACGAGGGCGAUCUGCUGGGUGCAUGUCCCCUUCGAAACAUUCCUAGAACAUAAUCCGCCGCUCCCAAUAACACAGCCAGGACCGCGACCGCUGCAUCAGUUCCUCGGGUUCUCACCAGCCGACCAUGUGCUGUCCGUGUCUGCACGGGAUCCGUUUGACGGGAGGGACAUGCCUGCCAAUAACAAAGACUAUGUUGCGACGUAUUGCAUUCGCGGCGUGCGGAAGCUGACUCCAGAAGUGUGGGCGCAAUACGACGCUGCGUGCAACCCAGACAUCAUCACCGCUCUCUCUGACACGCCCUUCACGUCUGCGCCUCACUCCAAUAAACGUACACACAAGUCUCUCGAACGAUCCACGGCGUGGCUCGCGAACCUGCUUCAUUCUGUUGCUGCCCGACGGAGAGAGGUUGGGUCAGACGGGGAGCCGCUAACGGGUUCCCUCAGCAAUGUCCUCGUGCACAUGGCCGGCGGAGCGGUCGUUCAAGCGCGGAAGGCGUUCGCGGAAGGGCUCAUGGAGGACCUCGAGGAGUUCAAGGCAGUAAAUCCGAGUCCGUACCGGCGGCUCGACGACGGCGUCGCGGGCUAUGUAUUCGACCUCGUGCCCCUCCGCGCGGCCCUCUCUGCGCGGUCCAAGGCCGCGGACGAAGACCUCGGGGAUGACGCUGACACACUGAAGCCUCGCGGGGCAAUCAAUACGCUCACUCCGACGUCCAGCGCUGAUACCAGUGCUAUGGACCCAGCGGCGCUGAGCGAGGUUCUCCGGGCGUCACUGCAGCCCCUGCCGACGCACAAGCCUCGCCUCGUCAAUUCUGCGAGGUCCCCCCACGAGAUGCUCCGGCUCGUACGGGAUGUUGGCAUAGACCUGUUUGACGCACACUGGGCGCAGCGCGCCGCAGACAUCGGCGUCGCGCUGGACUUCGCGUUCCCCGUCGCUCUGGGGGAUACGCAGCCUGUGGAUGCCAGAGUUGCUGGUAGCCCCAGGACGAAGGUGCGUCCCGGCGAAAAGAUGGAUUUGGGGCACAACUUGUAUAGCGGCGACUACGCCCACGACCACUCGCGCCUUGCUGCGAACUUCCUCGACGGCCGCUCACACGCGCAGCAAACGGCGGAGGGCUCGCCGGACGCCAGACCCGUCUGUCCUUGUGGUGCAUGUUCCCCCCGGAGCCCCGGGACGCACAUACUGCACAGCGCUCUAGACCGGACGUCAUGGGAGGGUCAGGCGGGAGCAGACACUCUCGAGCCGCCGUUCAUGCGAUCGUACGUGCACCAUCUCCUGCACACGCACGAGAUGUCUGCGCAUUCGCUGCUCGUCAUGCACAACCUCUCCGUGCUGGACGCGUUCUUCGUGGGCAUACGGAGCGUGCUUGAACAUGCGGGCACGGAGGAGUUCAAUCGACAGGUAGACUUGUUCUUGGAGACUUAUGACGAGGAGAUGGUGCUUUUCGACGAGGCGAAGGUAGACUGGGUGCAGGUCGAGAUGGCGCGGGGGAAGGGCAGGCUGGCGAGGGAGAAGAUCAAGCAGGCGGAGUCAAGCUUGGGUACAUCGGUCGAUGUAUAGAGGUCGAGGCCUGUCUUCACAUCUAGCCAGGCUGAACAUUGUGCUGUGGUAUCAAGAGUCGUAUAAUUGUCGAAAUUCGCUCAAUAGGGCCUCCAUGGUGCUACAUU
This is a messenger RNA of Rhodofomes roseus, 2031 nucleotides long. RefSeq names its product tRNA-guanine(15) transglycosylase-like protein. The record is from RefSeq and is a predicted model, not a curated record. The coding region runs from base 143 to 1924 and encodes 593 amino acids. Lineage: Eukaryota; Fungi; Basidiomycota; Agaricomycetes; Polyporales; Fomitopsidaceae. Gene Ontology annotation, molecular function: pentosyltransferase activity. The transcript is spliced from 3 exons.